Messenger RNA from Funneliformis caledonium, 398 nucleotides. NCBI's taxonomy places the organism in Eukaryota, Fungi, Glomeromycota, Glomeromycetes, Glomerales, Glomeraceae. The record is from the annotation of a GenBank genome assembly.
UAAGUUCAAUCCUGACACUUCCUUCAUACCAUUAUUUGAAUAACAUUUCUGCAAUGCAUUUUGACAAAUCAAAUCUGCGAGUCACUGAGAUUCAAUUUCAGUAUAAAUCAUUAGAGAACGAAGAAGCUAUUUCAAUCAAUUAUCUUAAACAUUUACAAAGCAACAUCAACGAUCUAAAACAUUUUAUUGAAUUUCAUAAGAUUAAGGCUACCAAUUGUAGUGAUACCUCAGAAAAUAUAAAAAGAGAUCAAAAUGAUACUAUCAUAGCAUCUUUUCAAAAAAGUAAUGAAAGCUUUCCAGGGAUAACACUACCAGUAGCAAUGAAUGGACUACCAUUAAGAACUACCACACCCAUACCUCAACUACUAUCUAACAUACCAUCUUAUGUACAAUCAUAA